UUCACAACACAUCCAUCAUGGCUCCCGCUAUCGGUAUUGAUUUGGGUACCACCUACUCAUGUGUCGGUAUCUACCGUGAUGACCGCAUUGAGAUUAUCGCCAACGACCAGGGUAACCGCACCACUCCCUCGUUCGUUGCCUUCACCGACACCGAGCGUCUGAUCGGUGACUCGGCCAAGAACCAGGUCGCUAUGAACCCUCACAACACCCGCCAGGCUACCAAGGAUGCUGGUCUGAUUGCUGGCCUCAACGUCCUCCGUAUCAUCAACGAGCCCACCGCCGCUGCCAUUGCCUACGGUCUUGACAAGAAGGUUGAGGGUGAGCGCAACGUCCUCAUCUUCGAUCUUGGUGGUGGUACUUUCGAUGUUUCUCUCCUUACCAUUGAGGAGGGUAUCUUCGAGGUCAAGUCUACUGCCGGUGACACUCACUUGGGUGGUGAGGACUUCGACAACCGCCUUGUUAACCACUUCGUCAACGAGUUCAAGAGAAAGCACAAGAAAGACUUGACCACCAACCCCCGUGCUCUCCGUCGUCUGAGAACCGCUUGCGAGCGUGCCAAGCGUACCCUCUCUUCGUCUGCUCAGACCUCUCUCGAAAUCGACUCUCUCUUCGAGGGUAUCGACUUCUACACCUCGCUCACUCGUGCCAGAUUCGAGGAGCUCUGCCAGGACCUCUUCCGUGGCACUAUGGAGCCCGUCGAGCGCACUCUCCGUGACGCUAAGAUUGACAAGUCCUCCGUCAACGAGAUCGUUCUCGUCGGUGGUUCCACCCGUAUCCCCAAGAUCCAGAAGAUGGUCUCCGACUUCUUCGGUGGCAAGGAGCCCAACAAGUCCAUCAACCCCGAUGAGGCCGUUGCCUACGGUGCUGCCGUCCAGGCCGCCAUUCUCUCUGGUGACACUUCCUCCAAGUCUACCAACGAGAUCCUUCUUCUCGACGUCGCCCCGUUGUCUCUCGGUAUCGAGACCGCUGGUGGUGUCAUGACUGCUCUCAUCAAGCGCAACACCACUAUCCCUACCAAGAAGUCCGAGACCUUCUCCACCUUCUCCGACAACCAGCCCGGUGUCUUGAUCCAGGUCUUCGAGGGUGAGCGUGCCCGCACCAAGGACAACAACCUUCUCGGCAAGUUCGAGCUUACCGGCAUUCCCCCUGCUCCUCGUGGUGUCCCCCAGAUUGAGGUCACCUUCGACGUUGAUGCCAACGGUAUCAUGAACGUCUCUGCCCUCGAGAAGGGUACCGGCAAGACCAACAAGAUUGUCAUCACCAACGACAAGGGCCGUCUUUCCAAGGAGGAGAUCGAGCGCAUGCUCUCCGAGGCUGAGAAGUACAAGGAGGAGGAUGAGGCUGAGGCUGCCCGUAUUGGCGCCAAGAACGGCCUCGAGUCUUACGCCUACUCUCUCAAGAACACCAUCUCCGACCCCAAGGUUGAGGAGAAGCUCCCUGCCGAUGACAAGGAGAAGCUCCAGGCCAAGAUCAAUGAGACCGUUGAGUGGAUCGACUCCAACACCACCGCCACCAAGGAGGAGUACGAGUCGCAGCAGAAGGAGCUAGAGGCCGUUGCCAAUCCAGUGAUCAGGCUGGCGGUGCNCCCUGAGGGUGGUAUGCCCGGUGGUAUGCCCGGCGGUGCUGGCGCUCCCCCGGCGCCUCCGACGACGGUCCUCAGGUCGAGGAGGUCGACUAAGCGUAACGCU
This is a messenger RNA of Aureobasidium musti, 1688 nucleotides long. NCBI's taxonomy places the organism in Eukaryota, Fungi, Ascomycota, Dothideomycetes, Dothideales, Saccotheciaceae. The record is from the annotation of a GenBank genome assembly.